Molecule: messenger RNA, 1066 nt
Organism: Alligator sinensis (Chinese alligator)
Lineage: Eukaryota; Metazoa; Chordata; Crocodylia; Alligatoridae
Product: olfactory receptor 2AP1-like
Exons: 2
Coding region: 71-1066 (331 amino acids)
Biological process (GO): G protein-coupled receptor signaling pathway
Cellular component (GO): membrane
Molecular function (GO): olfactory receptor activity; G protein-coupled receptor activity
Source: RefSeq, a predicted model, not a curated record
UCCUGAUAGAGAGGGAAGACCUGCCGUAUUUUUUAUAGCGCGAAAAAACUGAGCUACUAGACCCUGCGUGAUGGAGAAAACAGUAGAAGGAAAUCAAACGGCCCUCACAGAGUUCAUCUUGCUUGGACUCGGGGAGCUUCCUGGGAUGUACAUCUUUCUGUUUGUGAUCUUUUUAGCUAUUUACACAGUGACUCUGGUUGGCAACAUGCUCAUAUUGGUCACUGUCUCAUGUGACCGGAACCUGCACACCCCCAUGUACUUCUUUUUAGGGAAUUUCUCAUUCCUGGAAAUAUGGUAUACAACAUCCACCAGCCCCAAGAUGCUGAGAACUUUCCUCACAGCACACGAAGCGAUCCCUUUCUGGGGCUGCAUUGCCCAGUUCUAUUUCUUUGGAUCUAUGGCUGUCACUGAAUGUUUCCUCCUGGCAAUGAUGUCUUAUGAUCGAUUCUUAGCCAUCAGCAAUCCACUCCGCUACACAACCAUUAUGAACUUUAAAGUUUGCAUGCAGUUAGCAGCAGGGUGUUGGAUAAGUGGUUUCUUGGCUCCAAUACCAACUAUAGUUCUUACCUUCAGGUUACCAUUUUGCACUGCCAAUAAAAUAGACCAUUUCUUCUGUGACUUAGCACCAGUCAUGAAAGUCUCCUGUGGUGACACCCAUGUGGUCAAGGAAAUCACUUUUAUGCUGGCUUCUGUUGUGACUAUGGUCCCAUUUUUACUGACCAUAGCAUCCUAUGUUAAAAUUCUCUCCACCAUCCUCAAAAUCCCUUCCACCCAGGGCAAGAAAAAGGCCUUCUCCACCUGCUCCUCCCAUCUCAUUGUGGUGACAUUAUUCUAUGGGACCCUAAUCUUUGUUUAUGCAGCUCCCACAGCCAGUCAGUCAGCAACCCUAAAUAAAAUGUUUUCCCUCUUAUACACUGUGGCCACCCCUAUGGUAAACCCAAUUAUAUAUAGUCUGCGGAACAAGGAGGUCAAGGAUUCCCUGAGGAAACUUAUAACUAAAUGGUCUAAUCAUUCCCUUCCAUCACUGGCCAUGCGCAAAGACAAGAUUCAUCAUGGAAAUCCAUAA